Messenger RNA from Microthlaspi erraticum, 1737 nucleotides. The record is from the annotation of a GenBank genome assembly. Lineage: Eukaryota; Viridiplantae; Streptophyta; Magnoliopsida; Brassicales; Brassicaceae.
AUGAGCUCUUCCGAUUUUGCCGUUGGUUCUCGGGAAAACCCCGCGAUGAUAGACGCAGACGACGACGAAGACCCUUCAUCCAAUCUCCUCGACGGUUCUCACGAGAAUCACGCGAUGAUCAUUGAAUCAGAUUCCGAAGACGAAGAAGCCCCUUCACACGAUACUACGCGUUUGGAUGCACUCUGCGAAGUAGCGGAGAUGAUUCGGAAACAGAACGAGGAGAAGGAGGAAAAGUGGAGACUUGAUCGGGAGGCUUCAGAUAGACGGUAUGAGGAGAGGCAAAAGAUACAAAGAAAAGAAGCCGCUAGGGAUUACGCUUACAGUUUGCACUCUGUUAAGAUUCCUCAGAAACAGAGUAAGAAACAAGAAGAAACAGAGGAAUACGACGAAGAAGAAGAAGUGAAAAGAAAAGGAGAGAGUCGGCUUCAGUUUCACGAAGCUAAGAAAGCAAUCAGGAAGAGAAGGUCGAGCGGUGAAAACAACACAUCAAGCGUUGGCAUCGAGCUGAAUCUGACGGAACAGAGGAAAGCUCCGACGCUAAUGGAGCUCACCACGAGACUCCUCGCCAAGAACUCCGAUGCGAUCGAGUCUCUAAACCUCGUCCCUGACCACCUGAGGACGCAAAUCUCGAAUCUUGCUAGCGAUUUAGGCAAACUCGACAAAAAAUUUAUGAAUCUUCUGAUAGAGGACUCUCCCUCCGAGGUUUACGCGAGGAACUGCGUCGAUUUACUCGAGGAAGACCUGACCGAGAUCCUCUGCGGCUGCGAUGGAUCCACACUGAAGGUGUUGAAUCUCAACCUCUGCGGGAGAGCCAUGACGGAGCACACCAUCACCGAGUUCUUGAACCGGUCGCCGAGCGGAUUCCCGUCGCUGACUUCGCUCACGCUUCAAGGAGCGUUCUGUUUAACGGACAAUGCGUUGGAGUUGGUUUCGAUCUCAGCUCCUCUGCUUCGGUUUAUCAACCUCUCAGACUGUUCUUUCCUCUCUUCCCGAGCUGUGAAGAUCCUCGCUGAUUGCUUCGGUUCGACUCUCAGAGGGCUUAACAUUGGAGGAUGCCAAGGGAUGAAACCGUCUAACGCUGUUUUCAAGAGGAGCUUGAGAGAGUUUAGCGGUUUGAGCUAUCUCUCUGUUGCGAGGCUUGAAAGCGUUAACGAUGGAGUGAUCGAGUUUCUUGUUCACCGUGGCGCGAACCUCACUGGACUCUCUCUCGCUUCUUGCAAUGAUGUGACUGAUAACGCAAUUUGGACUAUUGGGAGAUAUUGUCCAAAGCUGGAAGCUCUUGACAUCUCGGAGCUGUAUGAUUUGACUGAUAAGUCGUUGGAAUAUGUUACUGAUGGUUGCAGAUGUUUGAACUCUGUCAAUCUUACGAAAACCCGGUUUAGUGAUGAAGCUGUUGCUGCGUUUCUUGAAGUCUGUGGAGGUUCUCUUGACCAACUCUGCCUUAACAAUGUCCGAGACGUCGGUCAAGAUACUGCGAUUUCGCUUGCAAAAUCUUGUAAGAGGUUGCGUUAUUUGGACCUCUCGUGGUGUCGAAAACUGACAGCGGAAGAACUAGCACGGAUCUUGAAUUGCUGCUCGUCACUUGAAUCGCUUAAGCUAUAUGGAUGGACGCACGUGGAGGAUGAGUUUCUUGAAAAGCUUUCAAGAACAAAAGUUCGCAUCUCUGGAUUGAAAAUGACUUCGGUUUUUGCUCAUCUUGAUGACACUUACCAAAGUAUAGAUGCCAAGUUCUGUUGA